Messenger RNA from Triticum dicoccoides, 1122 nucleotides. RefSeq names its product probable protein phosphatase 2C 8. The transcript is spliced from 4 exons. The coding region runs from base 1 to 1122 and encodes 373 amino acids. Lineage: Eukaryota; Viridiplantae; Streptophyta; Magnoliopsida; Poales; Poaceae. Gene Ontology annotation, biological process: protein dephosphorylation. The record is from RefSeq and is a predicted model, not a curated record. Gene Ontology annotation, molecular function: protein serine/threonine phosphatase activity.
AUGCCGACCAACGGUGAGGCCCCAGCAGCGGAGACGGCGGCACCGGCGGGGCCGGCGUCGCUUGGAUGGGGAUGGGGUUCAUGUCCUGCGCUGUACGUGUCCUACGGCUUGUCCGCCCUGAAAGGCCGGCAACCGGAGCUGACGGGCGCCCUGGCUGCCGUGCCGUCGUUCACGGCGCUGUCGCCGCCCAUGGGGCUCGACUACUUCGGGGUCUUCGACGGCCACUCGGGCGCGGCCGUCGCCAAUUACCUGACGGAGCAGCUGCACGGCGCCAUCGCGGACCAGAUCUUGCGCGAGCUGGUCGCCGAGGCCCCGCGGUUCCUCCACGGGCCGCAGGGAGACGUGGAGGGGUGGUGGAGGACGGCCAUGGCGGACGCGUUCCAGACAGUGGACGCGGAGCUGCUGAAGGGAGCAGGCGGUGUGGACGCUUCGGUCGCCGGCGCGACGGCCCUCGUGGCGCUGGUCCUGGAGGAGUACGUGGUGCUCGCCAACUGCGGCGUUUCCAGGGCCGUCAUCUCCCGCGGCGGCGAGAUCUUGCAGCUCACCUCCGAGCACCGGAACCCCAACAAAGACAAUGAGGACCAGCCGAUCCAAGCUAGUCCAUCAAACAUCCAUGUAUGUAAGACAAACAGGCCUGAUGAGAAGCAGCGUGUGGAAAACGGCGGGGGACGCGUGGAUGAAUCCACCAACACAGUUGACGAGUUUCUGCCAACCUCCCGCGCAUUUGGGAGCUAUCUGUACAAGCAAUACGUGAUCGUCGAACCCGAGGUGACAGCGGUGGGUCGCGAUCCGCGGGACGAGUUCCUGAUCCUGGCCACCGCCGGGCUCUGGGACAGCGUCUCGCCGGUGGAGGCGUGCCGCGUGGUGGAGCGGAAGCUGCGCAGCAGGUCGCGGAGCGCCAUGGCAUGGGGGGCGGCGCCCGACAACAACAGGGUCUCGGCAACCAUGCUCGCCAAGGAGCUGGCCCAGCACGCGGUCCGCGCGGGCAGCACGGGCAACGUCAGCGUUAUCGUCGUCCUCUUCAGGGACGAUCCCGCUGCCACGGCCUCCCCUGCUCCGGUGUUGGCUAGCGGGCGCGUCCAGCGCCCGCGGCGUGGGUGUCGCUCGUGUGGCUCUCCGUGA